AUGAACACCGAGGUGGAUGCUUGGGCCAUUUUCACUUUGGCACAAUUCUACGAUCCUCCCUUGCGGUGUUUCACAUUCCAGGACUUCCAAUUGGCGCCAACAUUGGAAGAGUUCUCACAUAUAGCAGACAUUGGUAUUAAGGAUGAAUUCCCUUACACCGGUCUAGGGGAAUUUCCUACACAUCAACAAAUAGGUUCAUCUAUACAUCUAGAUAAAGCGGAAGUGAAAACUAAUCUUAGACCAAAAGGAGACACUUUGGGCUUCACUUUGAAGUUCUUAGUGGGAAAAGCUUCAGAUUUCAAAAGUAAAGAAGAUUGGGUCGCUUUCAAUGUCGUGUUAGCCUUGAUACUCUAUGGGAUUGUCUUGUUCCCGAACAUUGAUGACUUCGUGGACAUGACUGCUAUACGCAUUUUCUUGCUUAAGAAUCCCAUUCCCACCUUGCUUGCAGAUGUUCAUCACUCCAUCCAUUGGAGAAAUGAGAAGAAUGGGGGGAUGAUCCAGUGUUGCGCUCCUUUACUGUAUAAAUGGUUCUUAUCUCACUUACCAAGCGAAGGGCCUUUUGUUCAGAACAAGGAUAACCUCAAGUGGUCUCAAAAAAUCAUGUCUCUCACUGCCAAUGACAUCACCUGGUACUCUCGUGUUUAUGAUGAUGUGGACAUAAUCGUCAAAUGUGGCAACUUCCAUAAUGUGCCACUCAUAGGAACUCAAGGUUGCAUCAAUUACAACCCUGAGCUUGCUAUGCGGCAACUUGGGUUUCCUAUGGAUGACAAACCAGAAGACAAGUUGUUAGAAGGUUUCUUGCUGGGAGAAGGAGUGAAGGACUUUGAUCCGGUGAAGAGGAUAGGUCGUGCCUGGACUAAAGUUCGUAGAGAAGGAAAAAGGGAGCGUGGAAAGAAGAAUUGUAUAGCUAGAGGGCCAUAUACGAGUUAG
Lathyrus oleraceus (garden pea) is the source of this 930-nucleotide messenger RNA. RefSeq lists its product as uncharacterized. The record is from RefSeq and is a predicted model, not a curated record. The transcript has a single exon. Bases 1 to 930 code for a protein of 309 amino acids. NCBI's taxonomy places the organism in Eukaryota, Viridiplantae, Streptophyta, Magnoliopsida, Fabales, Fabaceae.